Messenger RNA from Arabidopsis arenosa, 1373 nucleotides. NCBI's taxonomy places the organism in Eukaryota, Viridiplantae, Streptophyta, Magnoliopsida, Brassicales, Brassicaceae. The record is from the annotation of a GenBank genome assembly.
GAGAGAAGCUUCUCUUUUGAUUCUCUCGCUCUCUCUCUUCAUCGCCUCUUGGAGCUUCGAUGGUUGGAAAUAUUCUGGUAACCGGCGGUGCUGGUUACAUCGGAAGUCACACGGUUCUUCAACUUCUUCUCGGCGGCUACAACACCGUUGUCAUCGACAACCUCGAUAAUUCCUCUCUCGUUUCGAUCCAACGCGUCAAGGAUCUCGCCGGAGAUCAUGGAAAAAAUCUCACCUUCCACCAGGUGGACCUUCGCGAUAAACCCGCACUUGAGAAGGUUUUCUCCGAAACAAAGUUUGAUGCAGUCAUGCAUUUUGCUGGAUUGAAAGCAGUAGGCGAGAGUGUGGCGAAACCGCUUCUGUAUUAUAACAAUAACUUGAUUGGGACUAUUACACUUUUGGAAGUAAUGGCUGCACACGGAUGUAAAAAACUUGUAUUUUCUUCGUCCGCUACUGUGUAUGGCUGGCCAAAGGAGGUUCCUUGUACAGAAGAGUCUCCCCUGUCUGGGAUGAGUCCUUAUGGACGGACUAAGCUGUUCAUCGAGGACAUUUGCCGUGAUGUACAACGUGGUGACCCUGAAUGGAGAAUCAUAAUGCUGAGGUACUUUAACCCUGUGGGAGCUCACCCUAGCGGUCGUAUUGGUGAGGAUCCUUGUGGGACUCCAAAUAAUCUCAUGCCGUAUGUCCAGCAAGUCGUUGUUGGGAGGCUACCUAACCUAAAAAUUUAUGGAACCGACUAUACCACUAAAGAUGGCACCGGUGUACGAGACUAUAUUCAUGUUGUUGAUCUAGCAGAUGGCCAUAUAUGUGCGCUUCAAAAGCUAGACGAUACUGAAAUAGGUUGUGAGGUAUACAACUUGGGAACCGGAAAAGGAACAACGGUGUUGGAGAUGGUUGAUGCAUUUGAAAAAGCUUCUGGAAUGAAAAUCCCACUGGUGAAGGUUGGAAGGAGACCAGGUGAUGCAGAAACCGUCUAUGCGUCAACAGAAAAAGCUGAACGCGAACUAAACUGGAAGGCAAAUUUUGGAAUCGAAGAAAUGUGUAGGGACCAAUGGAACUGGGCAAGCAACAAUCCCUUUGGAUACGGUUCUUCACCAGACACAACAUAACAAAGCUAAUACAUCCAACACUCCAUUUUCUUUAUUUGGGUCUUCGGCUCUCAUCUUUAUGUUACACACUCAGGUUUUAGCUUCGAAGCCAAAACACAGUGAGGGAGAAGUUACUUCUCUAUUCAUAUAUCUGCUUUCUCCUUUUGUAAUUUAUAUAUUAUUUACACGCAUAGGUUUAACUUAAGUGGAUUCUUUUGUUUAUUAAUCUCUCUUAGGAAAUUAUGUUUCAGGGAUCAUAUUUGUAUCAAAUAGAAAUUGAAUUCAUUU